AUGAGGGAGGGGGACAGAAAGGAGAGCAGGGUGGAGGGGUUGGCCGAUGAGGAGAGAGCUGCAGCCCUGCCCAGAGACGGAGGCAGCAGAGCUGGGCGACAGGCAGGGGAGUCAUAUAGGGCCCGGGACACAUUUUCUGCCUAUUUGACAGGCAGACGGACAGACGGCAGGACGGAUACACGGGUGGGGGCUGUGCUAGGCGGCUCGGCGGCAGGCUGGUGGAAGAUGUCGUCAGGAGCCGGUGGGAGGGGCGGAAGGCAGCUCAGGGGGACAGCAAGCGGCGGGGGCGGAGGAGGGCGAGGAGGGGCAGGAGAGGCGGAGGAAGGCCCCGUGGGGAUCCCUUUCCCCGAGCACAGCGCCGACAUCCUGGGCAGCCUGAACAAGCAGCGGCUCAGCGGCCUGCUGUGCGACGUGCUCCUGGUCACUCAGGAUCAGGAGUUUCCUGCUCACCGCUCCGUCCUGGCCUCUUGCAGCUCAUACUUCCACAAGCUCUUCACUUCAGGUGCCGCUGCCGAUCAACAGAACAUCUACAACAUCGAAUUUGUGCCAGCGGAGGCCCUGGGAGCAUUGCUGGACUUUGCCUACACAGCCACAUUGACAGUCAGCCACAGCAGUGUGGCGGACAUCCUUGCCGCUGCUCGCCUCCUGGAAAUUUCACCUGUCCAGGACGUCUGUACUCACCUGCUGGACACCAAAGUGCUCUCCCCGCCGGCGGGCAAUGAGCAACGAGAUGAAGAUGAAAAUAGGGAGGGAAAGGGCAGAGGGGGCAAGGAGCAGGGGAACCGGGUGCGGGCCCGGGAGUACCUGGAGUACUUCCAGAGAGGGGCGCACUGGAGCAGCAGCUGCAGCACGCCAGAGCUCAGGGACCUGCCUACACACCUGCACUUUAACCAUGGCAAUGGCCCCAGCAACGGGGCUCCUGGUGGCCCCGGUGAGUACCUCUCCCCCCUGGCCCUCGCAUUUGCCCAGGCCCCAACACAGGAGCCAGAAGAAGAGGACGAGGAUGAAGAGGAAGAUGAGGACGGGGAGCCAGUGCAGGGGAAUGGAGCGAGCCUGGGGUCGUCUUACUACCCCCCAUCCCAGAAUGGGCACUUCUACCUCCCACCUGACUCGAGGCUGGGGCAGGAGACCGAAGUGGAGGAAAGUGGUAGGGAAGCGAGGGAGAGGGAGAGGGAGAGGGGCUCAGCCAGUGCCCUCCUGCAGCAGAUGAUGGACUCCAUCGAGAGGCAAAAGGAGCGUGCAACGACCGGGGAUGACCUAGGAGAUGGGGACGACCCAGACAUGGAAUUUUACUUGAAUUAUUUUAACAGCACACAGCAUGAGGAUACAGCUUCUGCUGCUGUGACAGAGGGUGUGCCGCCGCUCUGGUUAUCACGGGGCAGUACUGGCCAAGACAGAGGAGGAGAGCGGGUUGUUGGAGAGAGAGGCAGCGGGGGUGGAGGAGGUGGAGGAGAGAGGAAGAUGCGCUCUAAGGCCUUCCAGAAGUGCCCCAUAUGCUCCAAGGUCAUUCAAGGAGCAGGCAAGCUACCCCGCCAUAUCCGAACGCACACGGGAGAGAAACCCUAUGAAUGCGCCAUCUGCAAAGUGCGCUUUACCAGGUAA
Messenger RNA from Paralichthys olivaceus (Japanese flounder), 1602 nucleotides. NCBI's taxonomy places the organism in Eukaryota, Metazoa, Chordata, Actinopteri, Pleuronectiformes, Paralichthyidae. The record is from RefSeq and is a predicted model, not a curated record.